GCAGCAAACAACGUGUCUAUCAAGUUGGAAACAAUGGGAAAACCGAAACACAUGACGAACAAACAGAACCCGUUCGCUAAGAAAAAACGCAACAAUAAGGAAAAGGGCGCUGCUGAACCACCGGCACGGAGAGACAAGCCGUACGAAAGCAUUGUGCUAGAGAACGAAUCAUUUGAGACGUACUACAAGCAUCAGCAGAUCUGUGGUAACGAUGCCGAGUGGGACCAAUUUAUCGCACACAUGCGAAGGAAUCUUCCGGUAACAUUCCGCAUUACCGGUUCGAAGGCGCAAGCAACGCUGCUGCUGAAGCUGAUCAAGCAAGACUUCUUUGAGGAGUACAUGCGUGCGGUGAAGGAACUGCGCAAUGAAGACGCGGACGCGCAGGUCGAACCACCCCAGUGUCUUGGAUGGUAUCCGCGAGAAAUGGCCUGGCAGUUGGAGCUGUCCCGCAAGGACAUCCGUCGUUCCGAGCCACUGUUUAAGCUGCACAAUUUUCUCAUCUCGGAAACCAGCUCCGGGUACAUUAGCCGACAGGAGGCAGUGUCUAUGAUACCACCGCUGGUGCUGGGUGUCGAGUCGCACCAUAAGGUGUUGGAUAUGUGUGCUGCACCCGGGUCAAAAACGGCCCAACUGAUCGAAUCACUGCAUGCGAACGAUGGUGGUUCCGCCACACCGUCCGGGUUUGUGAUGGCGAACGAUGUGGACAAUAACCGGUGCUACAUGCUGGUACACCAAGCAAAGCGUCUUAACUCACCGUGCUUUCUUGUGACGAACGGCGACAGCUCUACGUUCCCUGCGAUGCAAUACACAAAGGACGGGAUGGUGUGUCCGCUCAAAUUCGAUCGGGUGCUGUGCGAUGUACCGUGUUCGGGCGAUGGAACAUUGCGCAAAAAUGCCGACAUCUGGAACAAGUGGAACCUGGCACAAGCGUCCAAUCUGCACGGACUACAGUACCGGAUACUGAAGCGUGGCGCAGAAUUGCUCGAAGUAGGCGGUAGGGUCGUCUACUCAACCUGCUCUUUAAAUCCGAUCGAAAACGAAGCCGUUCUGCAUCAUUUGCUGAAGGAAUCGGACGGUGCGCUGGAGAUUAUUGAAUGUAGCGGUAUGCUACCGACGCUUAAGUAUUCUACCGGCAUGACCUACUGGGAACCGGCCUCGAAAGAUCUUACAUUCUACAAGACGUUCGACGACGUGCCCGAAUCACAGCGCACCGUUAUCCGGCCCGGCAUGUUUCCACCGUCGAAGGAGGAAGCGGUCGAAAGGUAUCAUCUCGAUCGGUGUUUGCGCAUCCUGCCACACCAACAAAACACGGGCGGAUUCUUUGUGGCACUGUUGGAGAAAAAAAAAUCACUGCCGUGGGAAACGGUGGCGGUCGAUGGGCAGGAGGCAACCGAAAGCACGCCAAUUGUUGAACCUCCGCCGAAGAAAGCGAAGUAUAUGCGUGGAUUUAAAGAGGAUCCGUUCGUGUUUUUCGAAGACAAGGAAGAGGUGUUUGAUUCGCUUAAUAAGUUCUUCCAGCUACGGGAAGAUUUUGAACCACGAAAUCUGCUCACCCGGUGUAAGGUGGGAAAGAAGAAGAACGUGUACUUCUGCACGAGCAUUGUACGUGAUAUUGUCCAGCUGAACGAGAGGCGCAUCAAGAUUAUUAAUCUGGGUGUAAAAUCUUUCGUCCGGUGCGCCACACGUAACAUUGAGUGUGACUUCCGUCUCGCAAGUGAAGGGUUGGCGAGCGUUAACCCGUUCAUAGGCAGCCAGCGUCGUGUGACGGUACAGAGGAAGGAUCUAAUAGAGCUGCUGUCCUGUACCGAUCCUACAAAGCCGCCGGAAAUUUCUUCACUCACCGCUGAAACGCAACAGAAUCUGCAGAAUGUUGCUUCCGGUAGCUGCGUGCUGGAAUGUAUGGUGGAUGACGUAAAACUUGCCACCGUCGGCUGGAAGGGUGCCAUGAGCCUAAGGGCGUACGUCGAUCAGUACGAUACGAUGCAUAUGCUGCGCUUGCUCGGAGGAGACCUUUCAAAAUUCGAAAAAAAUAAAUUCCAGGACAAACGUGCAGCAGAAGUGGCAGAGGAGGAGGGAUUGGACGAAAACGACGUUGAGACACAGGACGCGACAGUGCAAGAAUCGAACGAUGAUUAG
This is a messenger RNA of Anopheles maculipalpis, 2136 nucleotides long. RefSeq names its product tRNA (cytosine(34)-C(5))-methyltransferase (gene Nsun2). The transcript has 5 exons. Gene Ontology annotation, cellular component: nucleus; cytoplasm. The record is from RefSeq and is a predicted model, not a curated record. Lineage: Eukaryota; Metazoa; Arthropoda; Insecta; Diptera; Culicidae. The coding region runs from base 34 to 2136 and encodes 700 amino acids. Gene Ontology annotation, biological process: tRNA methylation. Gene Ontology annotation, molecular function: tRNA (cytidine-N5)-methyltransferase activity; tRNA binding.